Molecule: messenger RNA, 1314 nt
Organism: Fusarium coffeatum
Lineage: Eukaryota; Fungi; Ascomycota; Sordariomycetes; Hypocreales; Nectriaceae
Exons: 2
Coding region: 1-1314 (437 amino acids)
Source: RefSeq, a predicted model, not a curated record
AUGGCUAUUUCCAAGACUUUCAUCCUUGCCGCUCUUUUGGCUUACGCCGAGGCUCGAUUCGGACAGGAGCAGGAACCCGUUGCUGCUGUUCAGGCACUUGAUGGCUCUUUCGGCGACCCUGGUGCUGCUGCCACCAUUGCUGGUAGCAUCCCCAGUGCUCUGCUUGCCGCUGCUAGCCCUUGUGACAAGCUCACCAUCGCUGAUCAGAUGAUCGAUGAGCUUGGAGAUGACCAAGAAGUUAUCGAUGCAGCCAUUGGCCUCGUCGCUGCUGAGACCAACUUCAACCCUUCGGCUGUCGACAGACCCUUUGUCUGUGCCGACCCUGCUCUCCCAGCCACAGCUGCUCUUCGAGGAAUCAUUCCCCUCGUUGACCCAGCUGUCGAUGGUGCUGACACCCAGAAUGCCAACUCAGCCGCCUCCGUCGCAACCCCCUUUGAUGCCACUGGUCUUUCACAGGCUGAGGUCAUGAUUGCUCAAGGAUUCAGCACCUUCCAAGCUGUUGAUGCCAACGGCGACAACAUCGAGCUCGCUGGUCAGGAUGGCGCUGCUGGAGGCGGUGCUGGAGCUGGAGCCGGAGCCGACGCUGAUGCCGGUGCCGAUGCCGAUGCCGAUGCUGAUGCAGGCAACGGAGGAGCCAACAACGGUACCGCUCCCGCCGACGGAAACGACAACCAAAACGACAACCAGAAUGAUAACCAGGAUGAGGACUGCGAGGAGGAUGACGCCGCUAAUGACAACGGCAACAACCAGAACAACAACAAUGGCAACCAGAACAACAAUAACAACAACAACAACCAGAACGAUGGUAACGACAACCAGAAUGACAACCAGAACGACAACAACAAUGACAACAACAAUGGCAACCAGAACGGCAACAAUGGUAACAACAACAAUGGCAAUGGCAAUGCUGAUGAUGAUGCUGAUGAUGCUGAUGAUGCUGAUGCCGACAACGGUAACAACGCCGGUGGAAAUGCUGGAAACGGCAAUGCUGGUGCUCUCGACUUCGGUGUCUGCCAGCCCACUAUGGCCCUUAUCGGUGGUCUCAACGGUCGCCCUGCUGACGAGUUGACCUUUAUUCCCCAAGACCCCCUUAUUGCCGACGGUCAACAAGAAGCUCUCAACCCCAACAUCAUCACCAACCGCAUUUGCGACCAGCUCACCAACGUCUGCGAUGCCAGCGCGGAUGCCGUUGCAGCUUGUGAGAGUGCCCAGGCCGAGAUUGAGGCUUUGGGAACUCGCGACCAGAGCACUGCCGACACAUGGAACGCUCUACUUGGUUUCGCUGGUGCCGACUCUACGCAACAGCAGGUUUAA